GACGAGUCGGUCGGACCGAAAGUCUGGAAAUAAGGCCGCGGAACCGGGCGUCGGAGGCCGUUUUGCCGGGAGGGGAGCGGAACGGGCUGUUAGGCCCCGAGUGAUGGGAGAAGAGGGGGAGUUUGCGGAGUUUGUUAGAGAGAAAAAUUCCCAAACGGGUGGAAAAACGUCAGCGGAGCGGCCCGAGUCGGUCCGCGUUCUCCCCCUUUCGUCCGUCUUGGCGGAACGAAAAAUCCGACGGGAGCGCUAGUUGGAGCGUCCGGCGCUAAAUAAUGGCAGAAGGACGAGGCGGUGGAAGAUCCUCGGACGUUAAAAGGACUUUAAAUGAGAAGAAUGCGGACCGACAAGAGGAAAUUGGUUUUAUUAUUUGCCGUUAUCGCCGUCUGCCAGCUGACAGAAUGUAAGAGGAGCAGAGAUAAGGACGGCAAACACGUCAGAUCGCCCGCAGCCAAACAAGCAAGAUUACAUCACCGCAAAGGAACGAUCUCGGACCGGACGGAAGAUCCCUCGGGACACAACGAAGAAAUUGCCAACGUCCUGGCCUCGUCGGACAAAGUCGACUGUCACAAGGCGGCGGUUCACUGGUGCGGAAAGAGUUUCACCAAAGUUUCCAAACUGUUGAACUUCUUGUCCGGAGACCAAGCCUUUCAAGCCAAGUGCGCCCUUAGAAAGGCGUUCUUCACCUGUCUGGACAAGAUCAAGGAGAAGCCCUGCAAGAAGUACCACAAAUUCCACAAAGACGACAACUUCCGCAAGAAGCUGGCCGACAAACUGUGGGCCACCAGGGGCUGCGUCCUGGGCGUCAAAGACGCUUAAUGACCGCCCCUCCCCGGCCGCGGACAACAAGACAUGCCAAAUUAACCGGACGAAAAUUUACUUUCGGUCCGGUUUACCGAACAAACGGUUUCCUCCAUUAAACGUUAUCGUCGUUUCUUUUCCGUCACAUUACUGUACAAAAUGUAUAUUACCGUCGUCCGGGAGUUUUGUAAUUACCUGUCCGUCGAAUCGGAACGCGACCACCCCCGCCGGAGUUCCGAAUGUAUAAAUUUUCAAAUAAAAUCCGUGUCCUCGUA
Molecule: messenger RNA, 1073 nt
Organism: Centruroides sculpturatus (bark scorpion)
Lineage: Eukaryota; Metazoa; Arthropoda; Arachnida; Scorpiones; Buthidae
Exons: 5
Coding region: 325-816 (163 amino acids)
Source: RefSeq, a predicted model, not a curated record